Coregonus sp. 'balchen' is the source of this 1172-nucleotide messenger RNA. The record is from the annotation of a GenBank genome assembly. Lineage: Eukaryota; Metazoa; Chordata; Actinopteri; Salmoniformes; Salmonidae.
AUGUAUGGUGAUGUUUAGCUUGUAGACCUGAGCUCUAACAAACAGGGGUGAUGUUCAUGUUGUUGCAGUGGUAGAGGACUACACUGACUGGCAGCUACAUGCCCCCUGGGUCACCAAAUUAGAUGCUAGCUUGCUUGCUAGGCAGAACAGGCUGGGUGUGUGACAAGCAAGGCAGACUGUGAAUGAAUGCAGAGCAGACAACCGAACACAACCACAGGGGAUUCUAGUUUAAUAUAAAUUGUACAGUGACAAGGAAAGAGAAAAUUAUAGUGCUACCUUACCACUUUUUUCACCAAUGCCAUUAUAGCCCUUGCAUUUGAUUCGUUUUUGGAAAUGUAAUGUCGUUCCCAGACAUUUCCACCCAAAUGCGCGAAGAGUCUGGUGGACCAAUGCGUCAAACUUGGAGAAAUUCCUGGUGCAUAGGCAUUGGCUUAAUGGACUUACUUUACCAACCAAUCAUCUCCCACAACACCUUCACCCUAACCCUGCCCCGUACGUGUCUUGUGCACCUCAGUUUACUUACCCCUUGCAUUCAGCCUCACAGUCGUGUGAUUUAUUAAAAUGAAAUGAUAACAAAUACUUUACUCACUAGGUCACUCCAAUAGUAUUCUAUGUUCACUUCCAUUAAGGCCAACUUUGAAUCGUUGAUAUCCCAGGCUUAUAUGCGCUGUGCGCAAUAGCCUGGGGACGAGGUUAUUGGAAAUGCAAUAGUCUAAUGUACAUUGACUUGCAAUGUUAGCUUAGGUGAGAGAAGUUUUGGUGUGUGGUUUUCAGUCCUUUUGUUUUCUUCACUCAUUUCAGAUGCCCUUCCCAUUGAACUACAAGCACAGUCAGAGAACUCUGUGUUAAAGCACAAGAAAAACGUCAAGAUCUGGUUCAGUUCCCGCAGCCGUAAGGUGUGUUGUCGGGUAGAGAAGCCUGCGGAGAUACCACAACCAUCAGACCGUGAGACGGGGAGUGGGAAAGCAGCCCCAAGACCUCCCAACACAAUACCUGAGUCCAAGUUUAAAGACCUGUCUGUCUUUAACUUCAACUCCUCCUCCCUUUACUCGGGCUCCUCCUCUCCUCAGAGAGCGACUAAUGAUGACAAGAAGAAGAAGGCAACUAAAAAGACGAGAAAGUGGUGUCAGGAAGCCUGCAGCCGGGGGUUGGCAGAAACCAACGACACGUAA